Molecule: messenger RNA, 2494 nt
Organism: Tripterygium wilfordii
Lineage: Eukaryota; Viridiplantae; Streptophyta; Magnoliopsida; Celastrales; Celastraceae
Product: cellulose synthase-like protein G3
Exons: 9
Coding region: 124-2346 (740 amino acids)
Biological process (GO): cellulose biosynthetic process; plant-type primary cell wall biogenesis
Cellular component (GO): trans-Golgi network; plasma membrane
Molecular function (GO): mannan synthase activity; cellulose synthase (UDP-forming) activity
Source: RefSeq, a predicted model, not a curated record
GUUUGUGGACUAAUCAAUUUGUGUUCACUCAUUUCUUGCCAUCUGAUCUUUGUUGGAUGAGUACAAAGAGAGUAUAAAUAAGAUACUUCACCCUUGUAUGGAAUCAACUGGAAGCUGCAAACCAUGGAGAAUACACUCCCUCUUCAUGCUUGCCAGUUCCACAAACUCCUUAGUCUCUUCAAUAGGGCACAUUUAUUCAUUCACUCCACUGCUCUAGCUUGCUUGAUAUACUACAGAGCUUUUUAUCUUUUCCAAGACCCAGAAACAAGAACAGCUCCUAUCUUACCAUGGCUUCUAGUAUUUGCUUCAGAGAUGUUACUCUCCUUUGAUUGGUUACUCAGCCAAGCUUUCCGCUGGCGCUCCGUUUCUCGAACUGUUUUUCCAGAGAGAUUGCCUAGCGACGAUAAGUUACCGGCAAUUGAUGUAAUUAUAUGCACAGCUGAUCCGGAUAAGGAGCCUACUGUGGAUGUGAUGAACACUGUUUUAUCGGCUAUGGCACUUGAUUACCCUCCAGAGAAGUUGAAUGUGUAUCUCUCUGAUGAUUCGGGUUCGGAUAUUACUUUGCAUGGUAUGAAGGAAGCAUGGAAGUUUGGUAGGUGGUGGGUUCCGUUCUGCAAGAAGUAUGGAAUCAAGACAGGGUGCCCUGAAGCUUACUUUUAUGGUGGAAAUGAUGAAAAUAGUUCUUCUGAGUUUAUGGCAGACAAGGAAAAGAUACAUGAAAAAUACGAGAUUUUUAAGCAACGUGUAAAAACAGCUAAAGGAAAUCACAAGGUUGCCAGCACAAGCAAUCGCGAUCACUCUGCCAUUGUAGAGGUGAUAUAUGAAAAUUCUGAUGAGGGAGCGCAAGAAGAUGAGCGAGUUAAGAUGCCUCUCCUCAUUUACGUUGCUCGGGAGAAAAGGCCUGCUUAUCCACACCGUUUCAAAGCUGGAGCGCUGAACGUUCUUCUUCGGGUGUCUGGAUUGAUAAGCAAUUCCCCCUAUAUUCUACUGCUAGACUGUGACAUGUACUGCAAUGACCCAGCCUCUGCGAGGCUAGCAAUGUGCUUCCACUGUGAUUCCCAGAUCUCACCUUCACUAGCAUUUGUUCAGUUUCCUCAGAAAUUCCACAAUAUAAGUAAAAACGACAUAUACGACAGUCAGUAUAGAUAUGUAUUCACAACAUUAUGGUAUGGUGCUGAUGGGCUGAAGGGGCCGAUCAUGUCAGGAACGAACUUUUAUAUUAAGCGGGCAUCGUUAUAUGGAAAAUCCAUGCCAAAAGACCUUGCUGAGCUGAGGAUUUCUUUUGGGUCAUCCAAUGAGUUCAUCAAAUCAGUUCAUCAAGACUACAAGCCUAGAAUAAGUAACAGUGAGGAACUUCCAAGCCCAGUACUGCAAAAGGAAACCAAAGUUUUGUGCUCAUGCACCUAUGAAAAUCACACAAAAUGGGGUAAAGAGGUAGGGUUUAUGUAUGGUUCAGUGGUGGAAGAUUACUUGACAGGGUUCAUCCUACACAGUAGAGGCUGGAGAUCAGUUUACCUUGACCCAUCAAGACCCCAAUUUUUGGGCAGUUCAACUACAAAUUUAAAUGACCUUGUGGUUCAAGGAACAAGAUGGUCCGCUGGGUUGAUUGACGUCGCUCUCUCUCGAUUCUGCCCUUUUAUAUAUGGACUGCUACGCAUGCCUUUUCUUCAGAGCAUGUUGUAUGCACAACUUGCUUUCUGGCCUCUUUUUCAAUCCUUGCCUGCAUUGUGCUUAGCCACAAUUCCUCAAUUGUGCCUAUUGAAUGGUAUCCCUAUAUAUCCACAGGUUUCAAGUGCAUUCUUUGGCAUAUUCUUGUUCAAUUUUGUAUCAGUCCUUUCGAAACAUUUGUUGGAGAUCAUUGUCAGUGCCAGUGGAAACUCGAUCAGGACAUGGAUUAAUGAACAGAGGAUAUUCAUGAUCAGGGCAGUUACAUGCAAUUUGAAUGGAAGUUUGGAUUCUGUAAUGAAGAAAAUUGGUGUAAGAGAAGCCAGUUUCAUGCUGACCAAUAAAGUCGUGGACGAUGAACAAGUUACUCGGUAUCAAAUGGGGAUUUUUGAUUUCCAAACAUCAAAUAUUUUUCUGGUUCCAUUGGUUACGCUAGUUACUUUGAAUAUACUGUCAUUCUUUGGGGGAGUCAUCAGAAUGAUUGUUUUCAAGGGCACGGGCAGGAACGCCAUAUUUCUGCAAGUUAUUCUGUCGCUUUACAUCUCGGUAGUUAAUUACCCUGUGAUUGAAGGGAUGGUUGUAAGGAAGGACAGAGGUCGUGUCCCAUUGUCCGUAACCUUAUUAUCUGCCACAUUUUCGUCGAUUUUCUUGGUGUUAGGUUCUUUUAUUAUUAUGUAUUAAGUAGGUGAUCUUUGUGGACAAGGAAUGUCCGGGUCCCUUUCGUCCUGUAACUAGUCUGUACGUGUGACUGGUUUUAUCAUUCAUGGAUUACGGUCAGUUGUGUUGGAGAAUGAUUGGAUUGAUUGAUAAUAACUUGCCUUUUCUUCAU